Penicillium diatomitis is the source of this 204-nucleotide messenger RNA. RefSeq lists its product as uncharacterized. Bases 1 to 204 code for a protein of 67 amino acids. The transcript has a single exon. The record is from RefSeq and is a predicted model, not a curated record. NCBI's taxonomy places the organism in Eukaryota, Fungi, Ascomycota, Eurotiomycetes, Eurotiales, Aspergillaceae.
AUGACUCGGCAUGGUCGCUCUGCUUUCAACCUAUCUCUGCCUUUGUGGGCUACGCUAGAAAUCGCCUGGGAAAAGACCUCUUAUAGGGACCGCAGCGGCACAGACUCAAGUUUCACGCAGCUGACCUUGUCAACCGAUGAGGGCUUGGACAAGCGUGGAAGUUUACUGACGACGGACGAGGAUCCCAACGGCGAAAAGUGGUGA